AUGGCUAAUGAGACGGACCUCUAUUGUGUGCCGGGAGCGACGAAUUUCAACAAAGCGUACAGCCGCCUGCACGGCUAUCUCGCCAUCGUAAUAUGCAUCGUCGGAUCCGCCACCAACUCCAUCAACAUCACCGUUCUGAGUCGCCGCGAAAUGGCCAGUCCGACCAAUUCCAUUCUCACCGGCCUCGCCGUGGCCGACCUCCUCGUCAUGCUCGAAUACAUACCUUACGUGAUGCAUAUGAAUAUCAAAAUCGGGCCCCAGGUCAACAAGAACACCUACGGCUGGGCGGUUUUCGUCUAUUUCCAUUCCAUAUUCAGCCAGACCUUCCACACCAUAUCGAUCUGGCUGGCCGUCACCCUCGCGGUCUGGAGGUACAUAGCGAUCGCCUACCCUCAUAAGAACAGGUCGCUGUGCAGCAAGCGCAACACCACCGUGGCGAUCGUGAGCGCUUACAUCAUCUGCCCCUUCUUGUGUCUUCCCAUUUACUUCGCGAUGAACAUAGUGCCUAACGAAGUGACUUCGCGGAACAACUCCGAGUUCGCGUUGGACCUGUCUUUGCCGCAAAACCGGACCGUUUACGUGUUAGAAAUGUCAAAGAACAAAGAACUAGUGACCGCGAUAAUGUGGAUAUACAGUGUUAUAUUGAAACUCGUUCCGAGUAUAGCUUUAUCGAUAUUGAGUACGUGUCUAAUAUCUAAGUUAACUACGACCGACAGAAGGAGACAGAAACUGCUGAAGCGCUCGACCGUGGGACCCAACGAGGCCGAGAAGCAGUGCUUAGCAGAAGAUUCGAGCUCAGUCCGCCGGUCGAACCGAACCGACAGGACGACCAGAAUGUUGCUGGCGGUUCUAGGUCUGUUUUUGUCGACGGAAGUACCUCAGGGUUUGCUCGGUCUUGUGAGCGCUUUAGCCCCUGACUUCUUCAAAAGCUGUUACAGCAUGUUCGGUGACUUAAUGGACGUGCACCUUCGCGAGACUGGUGCGCCGAACGCUCUCUACUGCCGAACACUCCCCGAAACUUACCGUCAAACAAGAACCCACUACACAGGUUACCGGACCUCUUUAGCGACAAAUCCCCGCCCUCCCCAGGGUGGUGGAGGAGAGUAUCAUAUAAUUAUUGAAAAAGGUUUUCACGUGAUUUAA
Leptosia nina is the source of this 1143-nucleotide messenger RNA. The record is from the annotation of a GenBank genome assembly. Lineage: Eukaryota; Metazoa; Arthropoda; Insecta; Lepidoptera; Pieridae.